UGCAGACUACACUUUACUCUGUAUGAUUUGUGACUCUGUCAAAGACGAACCUGGUUUUCCGUAACUUUGUUGAACAUCUCACCGAGAACUUUAUUAUAAUAUAGAAGAAUAUUCCACAACAGUUACUAUUAAAACAGUGAACAACACACUUGGAGAAGACAAAAACACAACCAGGAAAGAACAGUCAGAGGACGGCAUCAGCAAUCUGGACAAGGAAGAAGUAUUCAGAUCCUUUACUCAAGUAAAAGUAUACCACACUGAAGAUACUUCAGUACAAGUUGAAGAUGGAUGCAUUUUCUCGGCCAGAAUUGUUUGAUUUCCACGGAGUCUCGAUGACUCACUUUUUCACAGACAACUGGGAGAACAUUCAACACUUUCAGGCCAGGCCAGAUGAUAUAAUUGUUGCAACAUACCCCAAAACAGGAAACACCUGGGUCUCCUACAUCCUUGACCUGCUGCAUUUUGGUCAGACAUGUCCAGAGCGUGACACAUCCGUCCCUUUCUAUGAAAGGGUGAUUAACUUGGAGAUUGCCUUGCCUGCUAUGCAGUCAGGAUUAUCCAUGAUAAAAGGAACAGAAAUCCUGAACAACGUCUCCACCUCUCCUCGAAUCCUCAGGACUCAUCUACCAGUCCAGUUUCUACCAAAAUCCUUUUGGGAGAAAAACUGCAAGAUAGUCUAUGUGGCCCGCAAUGCAAAGGACACUGCUGUGUCUUAUUUCCAUUUCGAACGCAUGACAACGAUCUUCCCAGAGCCUGGAGACUGGAGCAGCUACCUCCAGAGAUUCAUGGAUGGAAAGAUGGUGUUUGGAUCCUGGUGCGACCAUGUGAACGGCUGGUGGGAGAAGAAACAGAGUUAUCAAAAUCUCCAUUACAUGUUCUAUGAAGAUCUGAUUGAGGACACUGGACGGGAAAUAGACAAACUCUGCUGCUUUCUUGGUUUGUCUCCUUCAGCCGAGGAGAAGGAAAGAAUUAAAGGCAGAGUGCAGUUUGAUGAUAUGAAAAGGAACAGCAUGGUCAACCAUUUAUCAGAAAAUUUCGAUUCCAAAAUUUCUCCUUUCAUGAGAAAAGGGAAAGUUGGUGACUGGAAGAACCAUUUCACUGUCGACCAGAGUGAACACUUUGAUGAAGACUACAAGAAAAAGAUGAAGAAUCCUACACUGCAGUUCCGCACUGAAAUUUAGAGGCCUGUGAAUAAUGAAGAUUUCUGAACUGACGAUUAAAUAGAUAAUAAUGUUGUUGUUACUGAUUCCAAUGUUACAUUUCAUUGACAAGAAUAUUGUCUAAUCAGUGUGAGACAUCUUUUCUUAUAAUGAUAAUUAUAACUGAUGUUAUAAAAUCGUCAAAGAAUUUGCAAUAAUAUUUACAAAAAUCAAAGCUUGAUGACUUCAGACGAUUAUGUCACUAGUUUGUGUUAAUUAGAUGGAAUUGUAUUUACAUUAAUGGGUAGAUAUGUAUCUCAGACAGAACACAUUAUUAAAGUGUGGCAGGAUGCUAACAGUAUCCUGAAUCAAUGAAAAUAUACAAGACUAAACGGAGCUAGCCUAUGACAAGCAACAAGCAUGUUGCAAUUAUCAUUGAAUGCUCGCAAAGCCCUUUUCAUUUCAGAUGCAAACAACUAUUAUUGAUUACUAGAUGAAUAUACAGGGAAAUAUUCUACACCUAAAAUGU
Molecule: messenger RNA, 1668 nt
Organism: Cottoperca gobio
Lineage: Eukaryota; Metazoa; Chordata; Actinopteri; Perciformes; Bovichtidae
Product: cytosolic sulfotransferase 1-like
Molecular function (GO): sulfotransferase activity
Source: RefSeq, a predicted model, not a curated record